Tarenaya hassleriana is the source of this 4057-nucleotide messenger RNA. RefSeq names its product protein NLP2-like. The transcript has 5 exons. Gene Ontology annotation, molecular function: DNA-binding transcription factor activity; protein binding. Bases 842 to 3748 code for a protein of 968 amino acids. Lineage: Eukaryota; Viridiplantae; Streptophyta; Magnoliopsida; Brassicales; Cleomaceae. The record is from RefSeq and is a predicted model, not a curated record.
AAAAAUAAUUAGCAAACGGGCAAAGAAAGAAUCUGAACAAAGGCCAUUAUAACUCACCAACUACAACACCACAAGAGGAGGAACAAUUUUCACCCAUAAACUCCAAACUCUUCCAUCUCUCUCUCUCUCUCUGUUUUUUUGUUCCUUUCUUUGUUUCUUGGAGAGGGCUGUUGUCGAUUGGGGCCCUGCAGAAACAGACAAAUAAAGGGAUUUAAUUUAUCUUUUAGGAGUUUGAGAAAUGGGGAAACUUUUUUUUUGCUGAAGGUGCUUGCAAGUGGUGAUGGAACAGUGAAGAGAUCUUAUUGGAUGCUGUAAAACGGGUCCACUCGGUUCUUGGGGGAAAGAUUCUGCACGCCCACAUGGUGAGAGAUUAAAAUAGACCAAUUUCACCUCCAAGCAGAGCUACUUGUGUACAGAAAAUACCUCCCCAAGUCUCAAAAAAAAAAGGCUGUUGAUAAUAUCAGGCUGUUGUUGUGUGUGUGACAGAGGAAUUCCUAGCUUUUUUGCCCCAUCAUUUUGUGCGACUUUGGGUUUGUGUACGGAGAAACAGAGACCCAAAAACCUUUUAACUGAGACAGAGUGGGAGGAGGCAGCUGAAAAUCUUUGUUGGCUGACAAUUUUUUCCUGUUGCUGCUUCAGAGUCUUCUUUGUUUUCUGUGUUCAUCUCAAGCCCAAAGUGAGAGCCUUUUGAUCUAUCCUUUUUCUCUCUCUUGGUCCAAGGAUUCUUCAUAAAGAGGCUUCUGAGUGUCAGUUCAUGAAGAAUAACACUCUUUUGAGAACUGAGUAUUCAGGCAGAUUCCCUUGGAUGCAAUAUUGAAGAAAAGGGUUCUCUUUUUUUGUGAUGGAGGGUGGUGGCGGGGAUGACGGUUUUUCGCCCAAUUCCAGCUUUGGGGGAUUCCCGGAGACGGCUAUGGAUUUGGAUUUCAUGGAAGAGCUCUUGUUUGAUGGAUGUUGGCUUGAGACUACAGAUGGUAAAAGCUUUCAGCAGCCGGGGGGGCCUUCUCCUUCAACUUCUAACCCCAUGAACGACUCAUCUUUCCUGUUCGGGUAUCAAGACCCGAGCAACAGUGAUUUCGGUGUGAACCCAUCUCAGAAUAUCUCCAAUGAAGAGACGAAAAGAAAGUUCCCUCCAUCACCACCUACUUAUCAGAAGAUCGAGCACCUCGUUGUACCAAAUCAAUCAAUGAAUCAAGAACCUUUAGAUCUUGCUGCAACAAGUUCAGUGCAAUCAGAGAAGUUGCUUGUUGAAGGAGCUGAGGUGGGAAGAAGAUGGUGGAUUGCCCCAAGGGCAAGCUCGGGUGCCUCUUCAUCGGUGAAAGAUAGGCUUCUACAGGCAAUACAGCAUGUGCAAGAGGCGGUGUUAGAUAAAGACUUUCUCAUACAGAUAUGGGUGCCAUUUCAGAAGGGAGGUAAAAAUUUUCUUACCACACUAGAGCAACCGCACUUAGUCAACCCAAAAUACUUGAGCCUCCAAAAGUACAGACAUGUUUCAGAAAAGUAUAGCUUUCCAGCUGAUGAAGACUCGAAGGAGUCAGUAGGGCUUCCUGGUCGUGUUUUCCUUGGGAAAUUGCCCGAGUGGACGCCUGAUGUUCGUUUCUUUAAAAGCGAAGAGUAUCCUCGUAUCAAAGAGGCACAAAAGUGCGAUGUCCGGGGGUCACUUGCCCUUCCUGUUUUUGAAAGAGGUAGCGGAACUUGCUUGGGUGUUGUUGAGAUCGUCACAACUACCCAAAAGAUCAAUUACCGACCAGAACUUGAGAAUAUCUGUAAAGCUCUCGAGGCCGUUGAUCUGAGGAGUUCAAGUAACUUGAACCCUCCAAGCAUAGAGUUUCUGCAGGUCUAUAGUGAAUUCUAUCAAGCAGCGUUACCUGAGAUAUCAGAGUUUUUGGUCUCAGUCUGCAGAUCAUUUGAUCUGCCUCUAGCUUUAACAUGGGCACCAUGUUCUCGGCAAGGCAAGAGUGGAUCCCGGCAUUCUGAUGAGAACUACUCUCAGUGCGUUUCAACAAUUGAUUUUGCUUGCUUUGUCCCCGAUGAACAGAGCAAGAAUUUUCUGGAGGCUUGCUCCGAACACCAUCUGCUUCAAGGGGAAGGAGUUGUCGGGAAAGCAUUCAAGAUGAACAAACGAUGUUUCGUGCCUGAUGUGACCACAUUUUCCAAGACCAACUACCCUCUUGUCCACCAUGCUAAGAUUUUUGGCCUGCAUGCAGCUUUAGCAGUUCCAGUGAAAAGUAAAUUCACUGGUGCGGUUGAGCUUGUGUUGGAGUUCUUCUUCCCUAAAGCCUGCAUUGACACCGAAGAACGAAAGGAAAUGCUCAAUUUACUGUCCACGACUCUUGAGCGAGAUUUCAGGAGCUUAAAUCUUGUCAUUGACAAAGAAAUAGAGGAAGAGGUCAUAUUGCCUGUUAGAGAGACCAUGGUUUUCUCAGACAACCCUCUCAGUGGUGGAGAAGCCGGACAGAACUUAAAACCUUCAACUUUGACAGAGAUUUCUCAGGAAGAAUCCUCGUGGAUCUCCCACAUGAUGGAGGCAAACCGGAAGGGUAAAGGUGUCUCUCUCUCUUGGGAAUAUCAGAAAGAAGAACCAAAAGAAGAAUUUAAGCUGACAACUGGGUGGGUUAACAAUCAGACUGAUCAGGGCCACCAUAAUUUCCUGCAAGGAGUCGGGAAUUUUCAGCAGGGUCCAAGUUCAGGACCCAGGAUCGAUGUUGAUCCCAGUUUCGUAUCAGCUUCCUCUGGUGGGGGACAAACAUUAGGCAAUCGAAGACCUGGUGAAAAGAGAAGAACAAAAGCAGAAAAGACAAUUGGUUUGGAAGUUCUUCGACAAUAUUUUGCAGGAAGCCUCAAGGAUGCAGCCAAGAGCAUUGGUGUUUGUCCAACUACCCUGAAAAGAAUAUGCAGGCAACACGGGAUAACAAGGUGGCCUUCCCGGAAGAUCAAGAAGGUCGGGCACUCGUUAAAGAAACUUCAACUUGUCAUAGACUCUGUUCAAGGUGUGCAGGGCUCUAUCCAACUCGAUUCAUUCUAUACAAGCUUCCCGGAACUAAGCUCUCCAAAUAUGUCUGGUAGUGGCCCUUCUUUGAAGAGUAAUGACCAGUCAAAGCAUUUCAACACACAAACCGAGAAUGGUGUUUCACCACAGGGAAAUGCUGCCCCAAGGUCACCACCAUCAUCUUCUUGCAGCCAGAGCUCUGGCUCAAGCACAUGCUGUUCAACCGGAGCUAAUAAAAGCACCAACACUGCAAAUACUUCAAAUACUGCAAGCCCUUUGGUGGCCGAAAAUACUGGUGGGAUUUUGAAGAGAGCCCGUAGUGAUGCAGAGCUACAUAUCGUGAAUCAGGAGGAAACAAAGGGUUUGCCAAGAACCCAGAGCCACAAAACAUUCAACGAGCAUGUUCUUGAAACUUUACCUCCACUACCGGGGAGUAGCAGCAGGAACUUAAAAGCUCGAGGCACUAUAAAAGUGAAAGCCACAUUUGGUGAAGCCAAAGUAAGGUUUAGCUUGCUCCCAGGUUGGGGCUUCAGGGAGUUGCAGCAAGAGAUUGCAAGGCGUUUCACAGUAGAUGAUAUCGCCAGAUUCGACCUCAAAUAUCUGGACGAUGAUCGUGAAUGGGUUCUUCUGACGUGUGAUGCAGAUCUUGAAGAAUGCAUUGACAUAUACAGAUCAUAUCAGAGCCACACGAUCAAGAUCAGCAUUCACCAAGCGUCUCAAGUCAAGCUGGGAAGUUCUUUUGGUAGUACUGCUCCUUCCUGACAAACAAUCUGGCAAGGCUGCGACUGCAAAAAAAAAAAAAAACAGAAAGAUUCUGAUGAUUACUAGUGUGUUAGAAAUCUCACUUACCUUUUUAGCAUGGGCCACAGUAUGUAAACAUCUUUACAAGUGCCCUUGAUCAUACAUUUUGCAAGUAAUAGUAACCGGUCUGCAUUGUCUUAGCAGAUUUUUGUAUAAAAGGCGAUGCAUUCCAAAAACUUGCUUUAGUAUUUUAAGUUUGUAUAUCAUGAUUGUUGGGAUUCCACCAAGAUCUGCAAGUAUGACAAUUUGAAUAAUAUCAAUGUAUCUGUA